Messenger RNA from Nothoprocta perdicaria, 1901 nucleotides. It is a transcript of the gene CGRRF1, whose product is annotated as cell growth regulator with ring finger domain 1. The transcript has 6 exons. Gene Ontology annotation, biological process: negative regulation of cell growth. NCBI's taxonomy places the organism in Eukaryota, Metazoa, Chordata, Aves, Tinamiformes, Tinamidae. The record is from RefSeq and is a predicted model, not a curated record. The coding region runs from base 42 to 1070 and encodes 342 amino acids.
GGGGGUCUCUGUGGCGGCGCUGCCGGGGGUGACCCGCGCUCAUGGCCGCCGUGUUCCUCGUCACACUCUAUGAGUACUCGCCGCUCUUCUACAUCACCGUCGUCUUCGUCUGCUUCCUCGUCACCAGCGGCCUGGUGCUGGGCUGGUUUGGUUUGGGUGUUCCUGUUAUCCUGAGAAACUCCGAAGAGACAGAGUCCAGCACCAGAGUGUUGAAAAAGCAGAUGAGACAAGUGAAGAAUCCUUUUGGGUUAGAAAUUCCUCAUCCUUCUGCAGCCUCAGUAACAAAGGGUAUAACUCUGACACCUGAUUGUCUGGAAGACUGUAUUCUUACAUGCUACUGGGGCUGCAGUGUUCAAAAACUCCACGAAGCGUUGCAAAAACAUGUCUACUGCUUCAGAAUAAAGACUCCUCAGGCAUUAGAGGAUGCUCUCUACAGCGAAUACCUCUAUCGACAACAGUACUUCAUAAAAAAGAAAGACAAGGAAGAAAAAUAUUGCCAGUUACCAGAAGAUGCUCAAGUUGUCGAUUUUGGCCCGGUGCCUAGAUCUCGCUAUCCAUUGAUAGCUUUGUUGACUUUAGCUGAUGAAGAAGACAGAGAAAUAUAUGAUAUUAUAUCAAUGGUGGCUGUAAUUCAUAUUCCUGAUGAGAGCUACAGACUUUCCUGCAGAAUAUUAUAUCAGUAUCUACUUCUAGCCCAAGGUCAAUACCAUGAUCUUAAGCAGCUCUUCAUGUCUGCAAACAAUACGGCACCAUCUCUGACCGGUACUCCCCCUGACGAGGCAAGCACUGACAGAAGCUUGCUAGAAAAGGUCGGGCUGGCUGAAGAUGAAUCAGAAUUGCACGAAGAAAAUAGUAAAGACUGCGUUGUGUGCCAGAACGGCACGGUGAACUGGGUGCUCCUCCCCUGCAGGCACACGUGCUUGUGCGAUGCCUGCGUGAAGUAUUUCCAGCAGUGUCCAAUGUGUAGGCAGUUUGUGCAAGAAUCCUUCCCACUUUGCAGUAAAAAGGAGCAAGAUGAAGAUGAAUCAACCCAGAUCUUGCAAGAUGUUCUCCCUGGAAGAGUGUUUUAAUAGAGGGGAAAAAAUAGAAGAAUUGAGUUGUGUGCUACAAGAUUAAAUGUAAAAACCAGACUGUUUAUAGGAGGAUAUGUAGCAUUAGCUUCUAGGGUUUGCUUUUAAGUGUAAAGUAAUUUUCAGCUUCUUUAUUCAUUUAUUUUGCUCCAUAUGCACACGGGAACAGUACAUUUAUUUCUGCAGUGUGGACAGAAGAAGUGCGUAGGAUACCUUGAAGGAUGUGAUUAUUUUUACAGCUUCUUACUAGCUUUUCACAGAGUAUUACUGGAGGCUAUUUUGUUUACUAAAUUUAGUUUAUCUACUAAAACAGACUAAAAUCUACAAGUGGCAUUUAAGUGCACGCAGCUCUUUCUAUAUUUAUUAUAUUUAAAAUACCAGAGCAAUUUAUCAUUUUAAUUCAUAUGACUUAGAAACCUAGCACUUUACAGAACAUGACAAAUGAAGGACAGUAAAUCUUCAUUGUUAAAUCCAUGUAUUUAUUUUGUAGAUGAAGGCUGGUCUGUGGCAGGAGUUGAAGGUCAGGACACUAAAUGUUUCUGCUGCUCUGAAGGGGAUGUGUGUGUUUCCGUGCAUGAGGGUGAGAGAGAUCUGAGCCGAAGCCCAUUGGAAUCAGUGGAGAGUUUCUUGUUGAUUAUUGCUGACUUGAACUGAACUUCACUGACAGUUUCAGMCCUGGGCCCUCCGGUCUUAUUAGCAGUGGGCUAUAAGAACUUGCCGUUUGUGUACAUGUUAGCUAAUUACUCUGUAGAGUGGUAAUUUGGGCAGUAUUGCUGAGUUAUUGUUAUAUGAGUAGUCUGGUUUUGCAAAUUUCCAACUUUUAUAUUUGCA